CAACCCAAACAAAGAAUGUGAUUGGCUGUUGAGCAUUUUAGUUCAGGAAGUACACUCAUUAGCCGACUGAAAAUUCUUUUCCUCAUAACCUGCGCUUAAAUAUCUCAGCGGAUCUUCUUUUCACAGCUUGCUAUCAUGGCUGGCAGGAGAAUUUUGGUUUUCUCUUCAGCAGUAGACCUUGGUCCAGUGCUGGCCCAGCUGGUGGUAUCUCGCGCUGAGAAGGCCAUCGCGUCCCAUGGUCGGUUUACUCUGGGGCUGUCUGGAGGCAGCCUGGUGUCCAUUCUCAGUAAAGAGCUGCUUUCCCUGCCAGUCUUGGACUGCAGCAAAUGGGUUGUUGGUUUUUGUGAUGAGCGAUUGGUUCCCUUUGAUAAUCCUGAGAGCACCUACGGGUUGUACAAGAGUCAGUUUUUUUCAAAGACCAAUAUCCCUGACAGCGGGAUCUUAACCAUCGAUGCCUCACUGCCAGUAAAAGAGUGUGCUGAGGAUUAUACCUGCAAAUUGAAGGAGGUCUUUUCAGAUGAUGAACUACCUCGGUUUGACCUCUUACUGCUGGGUAUGGGGCCUGAUGGACAUACCUGUUCCCUUUUCCCAGGCCACCCUCUUCUGGAGGAAACGCAGAAGAUUGUGGCUCCCAUCAAUGACUCUCCCAAACCUCCACCAGAGCGUGUGACCAUGACUAUCCCGGUUGUAAACGCGGCACGCUGUGUGGCUUUCGUGUCAACAGGAGGAAGCAAAGCACCUGUAUUGCAGGAAGUGCUGGAGGGUAGAGAGGGUCCAGCUUUACCAGCAGCCCGUGUCAUACCUGCUAACGGCGAGCUGUUCUGGCUUGUUGAUGACCCUGCAGCUGCCUCUUUAACCAUCCAGGUAGAGAGGCUAGGCUCAGGGGCCAAACUGUAGUUUUUCCAUAAAUGGAACAAAUGCGGUAAAUCGUGAGUGUUAAAACCUAGUACUAUACCAUUCGUUCCACCUUUUUAAUAAAAGUGCUG
Messenger RNA from Thalassophryne amazonica, 986 nucleotides. It is a transcript of the gene pgls, whose product is annotated as 6-phosphogluconolactonase. The record is from RefSeq and is a predicted model, not a curated record. Gene Ontology annotation, molecular function: 6-phosphogluconolactonase activity. NCBI's taxonomy places the organism in Eukaryota, Metazoa, Chordata, Actinopteri, Batrachoidiformes, Batrachoididae. Gene Ontology annotation, biological process: carbohydrate metabolic process; pentose-phosphate shunt. The transcript has 6 exons. The coding region runs from base 136 to 897 and encodes 253 amino acids.